AUGACCUGUUACGAUGUCGUCGUUUUUCCAACCUGUGAAGAUGAAUUUAAAGAUUUCGAACCGAUUGUUUUUCAUACUCCUGCUAUUUACAACGCCAAAGUAAAGGUGCAUGAUUGGCAAAUGCAUACGUUGGCGGAACCCAGGGAUAACAAAGACGUAUUUCCACCGAAAGGGAAUCUUCAUAAAUCAUCGUACGAAAGACUAGGGCCGGAACCUGCUUGUACAGGAAUUACGGAAACACACGCGAUGUUGUCUCAAAUAGAAUUAAAAGACUCGUAUAAACCAAUUUAUCCGCAACGUACUCUACUUCAUAUCAAGUCACUUGCAUCGUUAGAGCCGGAAGAAAAACAAGAGACAUUGACGGAUAUCGUGUACGAUGCCGAUGAAGCCCGUAACAUGGAUUAUCGAACAACAACGGAAAUUCAUUACAGAUCACCUUAUCCCAUGAAACGAAGAACGUUACCGCCGCCACCGCCACCACCACCGGAACCAUGGCUGUUAAAUCGACGGACUAUCGGCUAUAGUCUGGAAGAAUUGGAAAAGCGAAACGGGACGUACACGUUUUUAGAUGACAAUAUGGAGCUUCAUAAACAAAUAGCCGAUUUAAAAUCAAGAAGAUACAAACUGCGUACGUUUCAAGACAGCCAGCCUUCCGAACACGUCAAUGCGUCUGAUAUAAAAGACCGUAAGGAUUGAAAAUUGGAAUGUACAAAGAUAAGCAAGAAUAUAUUUUAUCGAAUUCAUCGAAAGAAAUGAAUUAUUAUUG
This is a messenger RNA of Bombus pascuorum, 766 nucleotides long. RefSeq lists its product as uncharacterized. The record is from RefSeq and is a predicted model, not a curated record. The transcript is spliced from 4 exons. NCBI's taxonomy places the organism in Eukaryota, Metazoa, Arthropoda, Insecta, Hymenoptera, Apidae. Bases 1 to 696 code for a protein of 231 amino acids.